AUGAAAGUGCCAAACCAAGCUUGUAAAUUUGAAGCAGAUUGGAAGAUAUUUGCUGUCAAAAUCUUUAAGGGAGAUCUCUAUGUUGGAGGUGUUUGUACAGGUGAAACAGGUGACCAACUUGAUGGUGUUAUUAUGAGAUUCAACUCUAAGCAGGAAUGGGAAGUUAUUGUUCAAUUUGAUCUCGAUUACAAAGAAAGAGGAGGAGUAAAGUGGACACCUUGGUCAAGAACCGCAACUACACCACAACCAAUGAUAACACAAUUGGCCUUUGACGACUCUGGUGAUAUGGCCAUUGCAGUCAGAGAUAGAACCACAGAUACCAGAGAUGGAACAUCCUGGCCAGAUCUUUAUUUGGCAUGUCCAAACAAAUACGGAGAUUACGAGUUUGAAGCGUAUGGUAAAUGUGGUGGAAGACAAUCAGUACCUGGCCCCGGACAAGGAACUGGUCCCGGAGGAUAUCACUUCCUCGAUGCCUCUGGUACUCGUGGCCAAAAUGUUGCAGGAGGUGUUGCUCGUGCCGGACCAACCGGUAUUGUUGCCUCUGGUUCCGAUAUCAUGAAUGCCUACGAAGGUGGAGUUUCUUUCAUCGACACAAACAAUGGAACCAGACUUAACAGAUUCGAAAUUUACAACCAAGCCAGUCCAGGAAAUUUCGCAAAGGCCUCCGGACUUGGUGCACUCGUCGAUAUGUACGCUCCAUCGGCACCCAGCACCUACGAGUGCGGAAGAAUUUGGUUCGACUGCAAUUCCGAUGGAAGACAAGACUGUGGUGAACCUGGUAUUCCAAAUGUCAGAGUUUAUCUCUACGAUCAAACCAACCUUACUGCUCCAGCUGCCAACACCACCUCCGAUGACAAAGGAAACUUCAACUUUGAACUCAAACCAGGCAGAAAAUAUGCAUGUGUCAUUCCAGUUGCCGAGGUUAUGGACAAGUUUGGUCCAUUCAUUUUAACUCCAAUCUAG
This is a messenger RNA of Heterostelium album PN500, 963 nucleotides long. RefSeq lists its product as uncharacterized. The transcript has a single exon. The coding region runs from base 1 to 963 and encodes 320 amino acids. NCBI's taxonomy places the organism in Eukaryota, Evosea, Eumycetozoa, Acytosteliales, Acytosteliaceae. The record is from RefSeq and is a predicted model, not a curated record.